Messenger RNA from Ceraceosorus guamensis, 1899 nucleotides. RefSeq names its product alpha/beta-hydrolase. Lineage: Eukaryota; Fungi; Basidiomycota; Exobasidiomycetes; Ceraceosorales; Ceraceosoraceae. The record is from RefSeq and is a predicted model, not a curated record. The coding region runs from base 1 to 1899 and encodes 632 amino acids. The transcript is spliced from 2 exons. Gene Ontology annotation, molecular function: hydrolase activity.
AUGAGACAUUUGUCGUCCUACGCUCUGACGCUUGCUUUGGCGGGCGCACUCGGCGUGGCCUCCGCUCAGUCAGCGCGCCAAACAUCUGAGAUCUCCUCUCGCGAUGGUUGUGGCAAGUACACCAUCAUAUCCACCAGAGGCACCGGCGAGAUGCAAGGGCCAUCUGCUGGCUUCGGGGGCAUGAUCCAGACAACCCUGUCCACCGUUGAAGGUGGUGAGGAAUACGACACUGUAUAUCCAGCCGACGCAUCGCAGAUGGGAACAGCAGGAACCGAAGACAUUCUGAGGCAGGUGUCAUCUACCUUGAGCGAGUGCCCAGACCACAUGUUUGCCUUGCUGGGUUAUAGCCAAGGUGCGGCGCAGACCACCGCAGCGGUACAGCAGAUUCCAGAAGAUAGCGACGAGUUUGAAGCUGUCAAAGCCAUCAUCGUGAUCGGAAAUCCAAGUCGCGUUCCUGGUCUGCAGGGGGAUGUCGAUGACAAUGGUCGCCAGAGUGGCAGCACAGGAGUGCAGGCCAUGAUGGGAGGGAUACCGCAGUACUGGGACGAUGCCGGCAAGGUCCUGGAUAUCUGCGCGGCAGGCGACAACAUUUGCAGUGGUAUGGGCGGCGGUGGCGGUGGAAUGAUGCGACGGUUGGGUGCGGGCCAUAUGACCUACCCAGGGAGCCAGUGGGUGCAACAGGCUGGAGCAGAUUUCAUGAUCAAGGCAUUCAGCGGGGAGAAUGAUGAGUGUUCAUCGGACGACGAUGACGAUGAUGAGGCGGAGGACGAUGACGAUGAGGAGUGCACGUCAGACGGCGACGAAGACGAUGAUGAUGAUGAAGCGGACGAUCUUGGCGCCAUAGAGACAAGUUCCACAGGACACGGUGCCGGAAGAAAAGGUGGCUCAGGCAUGCAUCGUGAGGCAGACGUUGAGGACGGCGAUGACGAAGCGGGUGACCUUGACGAUGUGAAAACAAGUUCUAAAUGGCAGGACGCUGGCCAUGGAAGGAACGGCCGCACGGGCACACAUCGCGGGAAGACAAAGACGUUCAAGAAGGACAGAACCGAAUUGGACUCGCUUGAGGACAGCGAAACUGCAGCUGAUGAAUUUGAAGGAAGGAGGACGAGUCCAAAAUGGAACGAUCAUGGCCAUAGGGGAAAGGGCAGCGCCGGUAGACAUCGCGGGGGGAGCCAGCCGCUCAGCGAAGACCUAAGCGAGUCGAGCGAGGCUGAGGACGAAGACUCGGACACUGAGCCCGAGAGCGCACGAAGCCCCGCGCGUGGCAGUGGACGUACCCGGACCACAUUCCAAGACAUGCCAGUGCGAGGCAGUCAAGCCCAGAAAAGCGCGGACAAAGACGAUUGCCCGUGUAAGAAAGGUCAAGGAGAGAUGGACGGAAGCGAGACGGGGUCGAGCGCAUCUCCAGCUUCGGACGAGGUGUUAAGCACAACAGACGACGACGACGCGGAGGAAGAGGAGUCCCAAACCCUUGAUUGCCCCGAGCCAGAAGAUGAAUCAUCCAUCGAGGACGAGACUGAAGGUGAGGAUGAGACUGAAGAUGAAGCGAGCCCCACAGAUGGUCAUGGGACGAAGGAUUCGCACCAGGCGGAAGAAAGAAGCACGAGCGCAGAGGCGAGGCCGAACAAGCGUGGUACUAUACCGGCCACGACUGACGUAGGAAAGGAUGGCAGCACCGAAUUCGAGGAAGCUGCUGGUCAAGCUGUAGAUGUCGAAGGAAUAGUGGGGAAGCGUACUGCGCCCAAGAAGCCAAAGAAAGCCCCGAGGCGCAAGAUGAGGCAGGCAAAAGUAGAGAAUUCAGCGCUGCUUAGCGAGACCCAAGGCGGUACGGGCAGCCCCAAUAGACACCUGCGCCAGAAAGGCAUGAAGCGCUGGACCAAGAGAUGGUCUCGCUUCUGA